This is a messenger RNA of Fusarium coffeatum, 2106 nucleotides long. RefSeq lists its product as uncharacterized. The coding region runs from base 1 to 2106 and encodes 701 amino acids. The record is from RefSeq and is a predicted model, not a curated record. The transcript has 2 exons. NCBI's taxonomy places the organism in Eukaryota, Fungi, Ascomycota, Sordariomycetes, Hypocreales, Nectriaceae.
AUGGCAGAAACCACACAAGCCGCCUCCGAGGCGCCUCCAGCCCAGUCGCUGGAGGACCAGACCCUUGUCGUAUUUGCGCGCCUCAUGGAAGGUGGGCAGGAAGAUAACGAGACAUGUCGCGAUCUUGACGAACUGACCAAGCUUCUAAAUGACGACUUUGAAGCUCGUCAGAAAGACACGUCUCGUGAAACCAUUUGCAAGGUUAUCGACGGUGAUUGUGUCGACACUGUUUUGUGCUAUCUUGAUAUGAGACAGCCUGAGAUAGUCCGCGGCCACGCCACUCUAUCAACAUCCGCCUAUCUCAAAGCUGCUGGAGACGACGGCUCCAAGAAAUUGUCGACAUUUUUCUUCGACCGUGUCCGCAGGGGAACAUAUGAUGAUUAUAUCGUUGCCUUUUGUGUCGCUGCCGCAACUUUUCCUAUCGUCCCGGAACUUACGGCGCAACUGUUUCUUAAUGAGGAUUUCCUACCCAGCCUCGGCACUCUCAUGCGACGGAAGUGGAAGAGUCGCAAGGUUGAAACGGCAUGUUUGGAAAUGCUUAACGCUGCUUGCAUGAACUCCAUGUGCCGCGAGGCCAUCAACAAGUACUGCAUCGAGUGGUUGGAGGAGAUUGUCGACCAAGAUCUUAGUGAGAUUGUUAGAAGCACCAAUGCGGACCCCAACCUUCAAAGCGAUGGAGGCUCGAUCUCUAUGCGCCGUCACUCAGAGCAAGUCCAAUAUCUUGCUGCCGUUAUCUUGGCUAAGUUAAGAGCAGUUCCCUCAAAGCCGGCGCCCGGUGAGAGCAAAUCUAGAGUCGAGCCCGCAGUUACCAGCAUCGAGGAACUCUCUGGCAUGUUCACUAAGAUGAUCUUGCGAGAUGAAGAUCACGGUCGGAAGCACUCUAUUGAAGGUCUCGCCUACGCCUCUCUCCAGCCCAAGGUCAAAGAAUCGAUCGUCGAUAAUCCUGAACUACUGCAGAAGUUGGUCAAGACUCUUAGCGACGCACAGCCUAGAUCUCCCACGACCUACGGAGCACUAAGCAUCUUUGUUAACCUCACAAAGUAUCUACCUAACCUGACUGAAGAGGAGAAGAAAAUGAACCAGCUCAAGGCGUACGCCAAUGCAGCUGGAAAGCUUGGCGGACCCGACCCCUUAAAUGACGAUGAACAUGUGGCAAGGCGAUGCAAGUUGGUGUUUGAAGCUGGCAUUGUCCCGGUUCUUGUCACCCACAGUAAGAAUGGCUCGCCUGCCUCUUUGGCGUUGAUAAUUUCCGUCAUCUUCGCCUUAUCUGUCACAAAAUCCCUUCGAGGCCAACUUGCACAGCAAGGGGCGGUGAAGCUUCUUCUGGUAUCGUGGAUGUCACUGCCUCAAACUGAAGCUCCUGCGCGCCGUCUUGCUGCACAGGCACUUGCACGUAUCCUCAUCAGCACAAAUCCAGCCCUUGUCUUUGGUGGAAACCGAUCCACUCCUGUUGCUGCUGCUGUGAGACCGCUUGUGUCUAUUAUUCCACCCGACCCGGCUGCCCAAACUCGCGACCUCCUGCCCUCCUUCGAGGCAUUGAUGGCGCUGACCAACCUCGCAUCCAUGGACGACGAGGAGUUGAGGCGCAAUAUCAUUUCUACCGCGUGGUCACACAUCGAGGAACAGAUGCUAGCCUCUAACAAUCUUGUGUCCAAGGCUGCCGUUGAACUCGUCUGUAACCUUGUGCAGACCCCUGAAGCCAUCGCUCUCUAUGCUGAAGAGACCGCGAAGGCUCGCAAUCGCCUCAACGUUCUUCUCGCUCUUGCUGAUGCUCCUGAUGCUGGUACACGUAGUGCAGCUGGCGGUGCUUUAGCUUCACUGACCAAUUUCGAGGGGGUCAUCCGAGGCAUCAUCAAUCGAGACCGCGGUAUCAAAGUUAUCCUUGGAAUGUGUGUCGACGAUGAUGAGGAUAUCCGACACCGAGGAGUGUUUGUGGUACUGAACUUGGUUACUGCUGAAGGCGAGGUCGGUGAAUUGUCACGGGAGAAGGUCAGGAGUGAGGAUGGCAUUGAAAUUCUCAAAGAGUGUGGCAAGAAGAGCCGACGACCUGAGGUUCUUGAGGUCACAGUUCAGGCCCUCAAAGCCUUGCUAGGAGAGCAAUCAUGA